Molecule: messenger RNA, 1677 nt
Organism: Sclerotinia sclerotiorum 1980 UF-70
Lineage: Eukaryota; Fungi; Ascomycota; Leotiomycetes; Helotiales; Sclerotiniaceae
Exons: 5
Coding region: 1-1677 (558 amino acids)
Molecular function (GO): monooxygenase activity; heme binding; iron ion binding
Source: RefSeq, a predicted model, not a curated record
AUGGGUGCUUUGGUAAGAUGUCAGAUAUUAGUGGGCUUAGCGAGGCCGGAGGUCUUCGUUCGGUUAGCAUGGGGUUGGCGCGUAGGGAGGAGGAAGUUAAGUGCACAGUCAGAAAGAUUUGGUCCCUACUUGACCGGAACAAACUUGGCUGGCGGUCUCGCCAUUGCCCUUCUUGUCCCAUUUAUAUACCAAAUUAUCUACUAUCGAUUUUUCCAUCCUCUAAAGGACUUUGAUGGACCUUUUUGGGGAUCAGUAACCAGACUCUGGCACACAUAUCAGAACAUAAGGGGUAUUGAAUUAGAGACUUAUGACCGCUUGCUCAAGGAAAAGAAUACAACCAUCCUUCGAAUUUCUCCGACUGAGCUAUUGAUCCCCUCAGCUCUCUCUCUUCCACACAUUUACCAUCGUCAGGCUGUUAAGACAAAAUGGUACGUGACUGGUGCACUUGGCCCUGGAGAGUCAGUCUUCAACAUGCAACAGCACUCUCAUCACGCUCAUUUCCGUCGCUUGAUUGCUGGACCGUACUCUAUGUCUAAGAUGGUCAAGAAUGAACCUCUCAUUGAUGAUAUUAUCAUCGCUUGGAUCAAAAAACUAGACGAAAUGUUUGCUCAACAAAACAAAGCCUUUGACAUGUCAAGAUGGGCUACUUUUGCAGCUUUUGACGUUAUCAGCUUGGUUGGAUUUGGAGAGGCCUUUGGAUUCGUGGAUACUGCUACUGACGUUGACGAUUUGAUCGAAGAACUCCACAAGGGCUUCUUCUAUUUCGGUAUUGUUGGAAGAAUGUACCCAUUUGUUGAGUUCAUCAAGAAGACUUGGCUUGGACGAUUCCUUGUCUCUAACGAAAAGGACAAGGGAGGAAUGGGGUUCUUGAUCAGAUGGACAAACAGAAUUAUGAAAGCUAGACAGAAGGAAAUUGCUGAAGGGAAGAACAAUGACAGAGUUGAUCUGUUACAAUCAUUCUAUGAGGCCCGUGAUGCCGAUGGUCAACCACUCACCGAAGAUCACAUCCGAGCCGAAUGUAUGCUCUUAUUCACAGCUGGUGCCGAUACUACCGGAACAACCAUGGGAGCAAUGAUGGCAUACCUCCUUUCCAAUCCAACUGUCUACGCCAAAAUGAUUGGUGAAAUCGACGCUGCUUUCGAACGUGGUGUAUUAUCUAGUCCCGUUCCAGCUGCAUCAGAGGUUUCCAAAAACUGUCCAUACUACGUUGCCUGUGUCAAAGAAUCCCUGCGUUUAUGUCCUUCGGCUCCUAAUAUUUUUCCCCGUCUCGUUCAAGCUGACCAUGCUCCUCUUGUAAUCGAUGGAAAAACUAUCCCGGUCGGAACUGAAGUUACCAGCACAGCUUAUAUGGCGAACCGUGAUCCAGCAGUCUAUGGAAAAGAUGCGGAGGAAUUCAGACCAGAAAGAUGGUUGGAAGAUGACGGGGAGGCCGGUAAGGUUUUCGAUAAAUAUCUUGCUACUUUCGGAUAUGGUACCCGCAGUUGUUUGGGUAAAGAUCUUGCUAUGAUUGAAUUGAUGAAGACUCCUUUGAUGUUUUUCCGCGCAUUUAAUCCACGACUGUGUCUCCCAAGCAAGGAGACCCCAUCACCAAAACGUAUUUUGGUUGGUGCUAUGUUUUAUUGGGAUGAUAUUUGGAUGAAGCUUGAGAAGAGAGAAAUUCCUGGAUUUCCUUGGUAA